Cyclocybe aegerita is the source of this 1638-nucleotide messenger RNA. NCBI's taxonomy places the organism in Eukaryota, Fungi, Basidiomycota, Agaricomycetes, Agaricales, Hemipholiotaceae. The record is from the annotation of a GenBank genome assembly.
AUGUUUUCUGCUGUUCUCAAAGCCGUGGCAUUCUAUGCCUUUUCGUGGAUUGUUUGGAAAAUUCGCCAAAGAUUCUUCCGCAAGUCUGCACUCGACAACAUACCGGGACCACCAGCGAAAUCGCUCUGGAAAGGUGUUUUGCCCCAAGUUUUUAACGACAAUGCUUGGACCUUCCAGAAGGAAAUGGCCGAGAAAUACGGCGGUGUCGUCAACUUAACAGGGCUGUUAGGUGACGUUCAACUCUAUGUCUUCGAUCCUAUAGCCAUGAAUCACAUCGUUGUCAAGGAUACAAACACCUAUGAAGAGGCUACAAGUAUCAUCGCGUACGACGGACUUAUGUCUGAAAACGUUGUUUGGAUGUGGUCUUCUGGCAGUAGGGAACAGCACAGGAAACAGAGGAAGAUGCUGAAUCCCGUAUUUUCGAUUGCUCAUAUGCGUCAGAUGGUUCCCACAUUCUACAAUGUUGCUGACAAGCUAGGGGAUGCGAUUGCGAAGAAAGUCAAGGCCGGCCCACAGGAGUGGAUUUUUUCAUUCGACCCUUUGACGGAGGACGGCAUCCCCCACCCUUACACCGCGGCCGCAAAGCAAGUCGUACCUCUUACUUUCAAGUUUCUCAUCUCGCGGAUUUAUCUCCUUCCUAUACUCAUUAAGAUAGGGACACCAAAACUCAGGCGUUUUUUCGUCAACCUGGCGCCAUGGAAGGACCUUCGCGACCUCAGAGACCUUGUUGAUGUUCUUCACAAGACAACGGCGGAUAUCAUCGAAACUAAGAAGGCAGCACUAGCAGAGGGGGACAAAGCAGUCGCGAGGCAAAUAGGACAAGGAAAGGACAUACUCAGCAUCCUGUUGAGGGCGAACAUGUCAGCUUCAAAAGAAGGCGGUCUAUCUGAAGAAGAGCUGGGAGGCCAAAUAUCGACAUUAACCUUCGCGGCUAUGGAUACCACCUCCUCCGCGUUGUCGCGUACUCUGUGGCUUCUUGCCAAUCAUCAAGACGUACAGGAUAGGUUGAGGGCUGAGGUCCAACAGGCCAGAACGCAAGGAGAUCCAGCUUAUGACGAGUUGGUCCAUCUUCCUUACCUUGACGUCGUAUGUCGAGAAACCCUACGAUUGUGCGUUGUAGCUCUCUUUAUUUUGCGCAACGGUGCUGACCACCAUUUUUCCGGAUAUCCACCGAUCACUGUGGUCGCAAGAACCACCCGUCAAGACUCUGUUCUCCCUCUUUCCAACCCUAUCAAGGGGGUGGAUGGGAACGAGAUGCACGAGAUCAUUGUUCCCAAAGAUACGGAUGUGUUCGUUAGUAUCUUGUCCUCGAACAGGAAUUCAAAUCCAGAGAUCUGGGGACCAGAUUCCUACGAGUGGAAGCCAGAAAGGUGGCUCACGUCCAUGCCAGACGCAGUUGUUGAGACGCGUGUUCCAGGAGUGUAUUCGCAUCUGUGGGUCCCAGCUGUUGAACCCUUUUUGUCCUUGUCUAACUUGCAACAAAUUGAGGUUGUAUUGUCAGUCUUGAUAGCGUCGUUCAAGUUCUCACCGUCGAACAAAGAGGUAGUCUGGAAGAUGACUGGAAUCGUCACACCCACUACAGCAGGCAACAAGACACCAACUCCUGAAUUACCUCUCGUCGUCGAACUCGUGGCGUAA